Molecule: messenger RNA, 1820 nt
Organism: Poecilia latipinna (sailfin molly)
Lineage: Eukaryota; Metazoa; Chordata; Actinopteri; Cyprinodontiformes; Poeciliidae
Gene: rdh12
Product: retinol dehydrogenase 12
Exons: 7
Coding region: 106-1062 (318 amino acids)
Source: RefSeq, a predicted model, not a curated record
CUUCUCGCUUUGCACCCCGUUCUGCUUUGACAUCAGCUGUUCUGCCUACACACAUCAGUUGCAUCUUCUAGAAGGGGACAGCCAGGCUCAGAGAUCUGUGGCGUGAUGUUUGUCUUAUUAAUUAUCGCGGGCCUCGGAGUGGUGACGCUUCUGGUGAUUUUAUUCGCCCCACAUAUACGAAGAUAUGCAGCAGGAGCGGUGUGCAAAUCCACGGCACGUCUGGAUGGGAAGACGGUGCUCAUCACCGGGGCCAACACAGGGAUCGGCAAGGAGACGGCCCUGGACCUGGCAGUGCGAGGCGCUCGGGUGAUAAUGGCGUGUCGAGACGUGGAAAAGGGCGAGGAGGCCGCCGCCAGUAUACGAGCCGCGUACUCGGAAGCCAAAGUGGAAGUGCGAGAGCUGGAUUUGGCAGACACCUGCUCCAUACGAGCGUUCGCUCAGAAAUUCCUGAGAGAGGUCAACCAUCUUCAUAUACUCAUCAACAAUGCCGGAGUGAUGAUGUGUCCCUACACGAAAACCAUCGACGGCUUCGAGAUGCACAUCGGAGUCAAUCAUUUAGGUCACUUCCUGCUGACGUACCUCCUGAUCGGACUGCUGAAGCGCAGCGCGCCGGCCCGCGUCGUGGUGGUCUCUUCGCUGGCACACAACUUCGGUUGGAUCCGUUUCCACGACCUUCACAGCCAGGGCAGCUACAACAGCGGACUAGCAUACUGCCAGAGCAAACUGGCAAAUGUGCUGUUUGCCAGAGAACUGGCCCGCAGGCUAAAAGGCACCAAUGUGAUGGUGAACUCGGUCCACCCGGGCACGGUGAACUCCGACCUGACCCGACACUCGACCCUCAUGAUGAUACUGUUCACCGUCUUCUCCGUGUUCCUGAAGACGCCGCUGGAAGGAGCACAGACCAGCGUGUACUGCGCUGUGGCUGAGGAGCUCCACUCUGUGUCUGGGAAACACUUCAGCGACUGCGCCCCCGCCUUCGUCGCUCCUCAGGGGAGAAGUGAGGAGACAGCCAGCAAACUGUGGGACGUCAGCUGCGAGCUUCUGGGCAUCGACUGGGACUGAGUCCUCCUCUUCGCAACGCUCACACAUUUCUCAGGCUUCCUCGGAGUCCCUCACACUUCUGUUCUCUUUAUUUUUUAUUUCAAUGUUCUGUACUCGAAAGCUUUUCUUUCCGGUACGUUCUAUAGGAAGUAAAACAAAGUGAAGGUCUUUUUUUUUUUUUUGGUGAAAUAAGAUGCAGUAACGUUGGGUGUCUUGGUGCUCUGCUGCAGCUCAUUAGACCAGAACCAGUCUACUGGAUCGACGGUUCAUAUUUUAGGACUCUAUUUUCGUAACACAAUGGCAAGAAAAGAAAAAAAAAAGAAAACAAACUUGAUCUUUUUUAAUGAUGUUGCCGUACAAUUAGCUGUCAAUGCAGGGUAAAGAGACCAGCAUCUUUUUCAUUCUCAUGGAAUUUCAUGUUCAUGUCUUAGGAAUUUACAGUUAAAUAGUUCAACUCUUGUGCCAACUUUCUUAAAAAAAAAAAGAAAUGCCAAAAGCAGGGAUUAUAUUCUACCGUUUAUUAGCGUGAGCCAUAAAUGUAUUGUUUUCUUCUUUAUUUUAAGAGAUGAGAACUUUUUUCCCUUUUCUAGUGUCCCGAUUGGCACGUUUCCGCAGAUUUAACGAUCUCCCAAAUUAACGUUUUCGUUCACGUUCGUAGUUGCCGAGAGUUUACAUUCUCUGUUUUUUACAAGUCAAAACAUGCCUUUUACGAAACUGACAUUCAUAGUAAGAGUUGAAUGUUUACAUUUUAUGUAAAUAAACAGAAACAUUACAACGAG